This is a messenger RNA of Laccaria bicolor S238N-H82, 652 nucleotides long. Its product is annotated as 60S ribosomal protein L27. Gene Ontology annotation, cellular component: cytosolic large ribosomal subunit; ribosome. NCBI's taxonomy places the organism in Eukaryota, Fungi, Basidiomycota, Agaricomycetes, Agaricales, Hydnangiaceae. Gene Ontology annotation, molecular function: structural constituent of ribosome. Bases 33 to 443 code for a protein of 136 amino acids. Gene Ontology annotation, biological process: translation. The record is from RefSeq and is a predicted model, not a curated record. The transcript has 6 exons.
CAGUAAUCAAGAGCUCGUCGUCAACGUCAAGAAUGGUCAAAGUAUACAAGCCCGGCAAGGUCGCCAUCGUCCUACAAGGUCGUCAAGCGGGCAAGAAGGUCGUAGUUAUUAAGCAGCUGGAUGAAGGAUCGAAAGAGCACCCGUUCCCGCAUGCCAUCGUUGCUGGCAUCGAGCGCUACCCACGGAAAGUGACGAGGCGUAUGGGUCAGAAAAAGUUGGCGCAUAGGAGCAAGGUUAAGCCUUUCAUCAAGGCUAUCAAUUACUCGCAUCUUUUCCCGACGCGAUAUGCUCUUGAGCUGGAGGGAUUGAAGGGGUCGGUGACGGUUGAUACGUUCAAGGAGCCAUCGCAGAGGGAGGACGCGAAGAAGGCUGUUAAGAAGUUGUUUGAGGAGCGUUACACUACCGGCAAGAACAAGUGGUUCUUCCAAGCACUGAGAUUCUGAGCGGUUUUCAUGUUUGUUAUGCCCAUAUAAAACGUUGUAUGCAUUCAUGUCCAUGCCUUGCCAUACAUAACUACCACCAUCAUGGACGCACCUUGACGUUGAUAAGGCAAGUGUGUCCUCUUGAAGUUUCGGUCACAUCGGAAGCAUACCCGCUUUGUUAUUUCCUGAGAUAAACUCCAUGUCGUAUCCGUAAAUAUCUUGUGUCCUUU